AACAUGGCGGUCUGAUGUAAUCCGUAUGUGACUUUCAGCAACCUGAACCAGUCGAACCAGCGCGGUUGGUGUUUAUAUUCUACCGUUCAGUAAAUAAUAACUCAUAGAUUAAUGGAUCUGUUGUAUUUUCGCUGCUCCUGUGACCAUCCACGGUGCCCAUCCAGGUAGCAGAGUGUGGGACUCGAUCCCGGGCGGUUGGAUUCUAGCUUCCCGGGCUCAGUACGCGGUUAUCCAGCCUUCGCCACCGACCAGGAAGCCCUCGAUUGACUCAGGAAACCAAAGUCAGAGAGCGAAGGAAAUUGUUCCACACAUGAGGAGGCAUCUGAAGGGACAACUGCAGCACCACAAACUUGGGGCAAAUGGAUACCAGUGACUCUGGACAAGGGCAAGAAAAGCCGCCAGAGACUCCUGAUUCAACACCCAGCUCCAAGGGACGACAACGGAAGAAAAAUCCCAAAUAUUUGGAUUUUGAAACCGACAAGUUGCUCGAUGAGCAGAACAAAACGGACAGAAGGAGCUCAGAAGGAGGAGCUUCAAAAAGGUCUCCAGUAAAGAGACAAAAACCUGAAAAUGACACACAAGAGGCCUCAGACGGCAAGAAUGAAGCUACAAGUGAAACACCUAAAGAGUCUGAUGGUGUUAAAGCAAAGAAGACUCCUAAAAAGGCAGCUAGAGCCAAGAAAACCCCAACUAAAAGGACUCCAGGUAGAAAAACUCCAUCUAAAAAAACUACCACCACUAAAGGGGCGCUCCCAAAUUUGGAAGGCGGAGUCGCUGAUUCAGCGCAGCAGGAGAAUGGGACGCCAAAACCAAAGAGAAAAUAUGUGAAGAAGCAGCGUAUACAGGUAGAGGAAACGGUUACAGAAGCACCACCAAGUGAGGAGGCACCAGAGGAGAUCACACCAGGGGGGCGCCCCAGGAGAGGAGCAGCUAAAGCGGCGUUGAAGUACCUCCACACUUUGGUCAAAGAAGUGCUCAAUCAUCCCGGGGAUGAGGCAGCCUCAAAGCCAGGAGACGAUAGUGAUGGUGCCGACACAGAUACAGAACCCAAGGGAGAGGGGAAGGGUCCCAGAGGGAGAAAAGGGCGUAAAGGACGGAAGAGGAAGCGUGCCGACUCUGAUGCUGCUGAAGAUGAGGACUUCGUUCCAGAUGCAGAUGAAAUGGAGGCUGAGGAGGUCGAAGAUGAAGACAAUGAUGAUGAGGAAGAGGCAGAAUUUUCAGACUCAGAGCUUUGGCUGAAUGAAAAAAGUCUUGAAACUUUAAAAGCCAAAAGAAGCAAUUCUUACAAGAAAUAUGGAAAAAUGUCUCCCAAUGGGCUCAAUGACCUGAUGAUGAUUCCUGUGUGGGACUCUGUUAAGACCACCAAGAAAUUCCGUGAGGAGCACUGCAGCAGAUGGGUGUUUCCAGAGUGGAUCCCCUCCACCAGUGACUGGAGCCCUGUACCACAAAGUGAUUUGGAGAAAUACCUGCCUCAGGAGCUCCAGUCAGCUGCUAUCAAACUGUCCAGAGAAGGACUCAAAAAUGAGGAGCUGCCUCCACAAAGACUCAGCAGGUUCACAGCACUGCCAGCUCAUCCUGACCGCUGGGACAUGCUUCUGUAUGCAGGAGGACCAGUCUGGGCUUUGGAGUGGUGUCCCACACCUGACGGAGCUCCAGCAUCUCAGUUCAUCGCUCUGGCCUGCCAUCGAGGGAUGGAUGACAAGCACCAGGCCAAUAAGACAUACAUCGAACACGGACUUGUGCAGCUGUGGGACCUGGGCCGGAUGGAGUGCAACAGCAGGCCAGACGCCACACCAGCCUUGUCCUAUGGUUUGGCUCUAGACAAAGGUUUCAUCUGGCAUCUGAAGUGGUGUCCUGCAGGUGGCUGGGAGCCUCCUAACAGUGACAGAAAGGCUCCUUCUCUGCCCAGACUGGGUCUUUUGGCAGUCGCCACGUCCAACAGCACAGUCACUAUUUACAGCCUGCCCCACCCUGAGGCCCUGCUCUCCUACAAGAAGUCAUCAAACUGUGGGAAAGAUGGACAACAGCUGCCGAUUUACCAGGUAAAAGGAGUAAUAACUCUGAAACUGGGCUCCUUUAGAGCACCUCGACAAGAAAAGAGCGGGCAGAUCCUGUCUAUGGAUUGGCUGCAUGUAAAACCACAUAACAUAAUGGCUGUUGGAUUCUAUGAUGGUGUUGUAGGUCUGUGGGAUUUGUCCACCAAGUCUGGGUUGUUGCGGGUGAGAGAGUCUGGCAUGUCACUCAGCCUGCUGCCUUAUCAAUGCUUCGUCGCUCACGAUCACGCUGUCAAGGAUCUGGCCUUCUGUCCAGCUUCCAAAUAUCUGAUUGUGACGGCAGGAGAAGACCGUUUGGUGAAGCUGUGGGAUCUGAGGAGACUCCAUGAUCCAGUCACUGUUCAGAAACGUUACCUGAUCAAUGAAAUCUGCUGGCCGUUGAACGCUCCAGGCUUCCUCUGGGCCCAGGAUAACGCCUACGCACCGAGUGGUAACCAUGGAGUCCACUACUUCGACCAUAUGAUGCGCACCAUCUUUGCAAUUCCUCGGAUAGGCACUAUUUGGUCCAUAUCCUACUCUGAUUGGCUGAACAGUUUGGUGACAGGGGACCGCUUCGGUGAGGUCAUAUUCACCUUGUUUCCUCUCAUGAGCUACACUCAAAUCUACGUCAAACGCUCCAAGGACAGACGAUUUCCUGUCUACCUCACAUCUAUGGUGCCUUUUGACUCCGCCAAUGAAGGAAAUCAGGGGGUGAGAGGAGGAAGUGAGGAGGAAGAGGGAAAUGCUGUUGAACAGCAGGAAGAAGAAGCAACAGAAGGAGAAAACGAGAACAAUGAAAACACACAAGAAGGAGGAAGAGCUAAAAAGGAUAAAAACCCUCCUCUGCAGUCCCACUUAUACCAAGAGGUUGCAAAGAAAUACUUCAUCCAUCAUACAGACAGCAACAUGCUGACCUUCGUAGGUAUCGAGAGGCGACCUGUGUGGAAACGCAUGUGCGACACUGAGGGGAAGUUGAAGCUGAACCUGGAUGAGAUGCCACUGGCUACUCUGCACAAGGUGCGUUUUAACCCAAACAUGCUCAGCCACACAUGGUUGGCCACUGGGGGACAGACGGGACUGGUGAGACUGAUCAACCUGAGGGGAAUGAUUGGCUCAGAAAGCAAGAAGCUGAUGAGUGAGAGUCGCGCUCACUUCAGCAAACUCUACUCCAGGAACGAGCAGGAUGAGCCCGUCCAGACUGUGACAGAAGAGCUAUAGCAGGAGAUCAGCUUCAUCCAGAGACAGAAUGUGGAGAAUAGGUAGGAGUAUAACAACAGCACUGCAAACAAAACAAAAAAAAUUCAAGAUAAUACUAUUUAAUUAUUCCAUAAGGGAUACUGAUAUGAUGGCCAUGUAUGAUUGGUUCAGUUCUGUUCAAAGUAAUCAAAAGCCAGCCUUAAUACUUGACCAAGCAUCAAUUUAUCUCAGAUUCCAAAUGAGAAACAAUAAAUUAUUUCCAGGUUUUUUAACACAAUGGCUUAAAAAUUCUUUGUACUCACCUCCAAUAAGGUAAAAUCUUGCCUGAAAGGGCUUCAAGUUAAUGAAAAAAACUACAAUGUUCAUUCUGUAACACUGUCAACACAUGAUAAAAAUUAAAAUUACCCGUAAAAAGGUUGAGUAAAACAGGAUUAACUAUAUUUUUCCAUUGUUCUUCACAAAAACGCCAUUAAAAGUAUGAUUGGUAAAUGUUUCUUUACGUCCAGUAACCCCUGAUAAAAAAGUGCCUUAUUUAUAAUAUGUUGAAUUAGCCCUGUCCACCUCCUAGUUAUUGAUUUAGAGUUGGGUUUCAGUUGCUCCAGUAUCUCUUAUUUAACCACAAGCUGCAAACAGCAGAAAUGGCAGCAGUCCAAAGUGAUAGAAAUGCAAAUAACAGGCUUCCUUUAAAAUGAUCAUCAAUCAUGUUUUUUUUUUUGUUUUGGUUUGGUUUUUUUUUUGCUUGCUUCUUGUGGUUAAAGUUGUCAGUGAACCUCCAUGCAUGUCAUUACACUGUGACAUCACUGCUGGAUGGUUACAGGAUGCAGAGGACUUACACCUUGGAAACAGGCUGGAGUUUUCUGAAAGAGUGGCCACAGACAAAGCAUGAAGAGGAUGCAUUUAUAACAACAGAACAGUAAAAUUACAGGGCCACUGAAGGGACUUAGGCUAAAAUAAAUAAGCAUUUAAACCUCUUGGGCCCAGAAAAAUAUGUUGUGACAGGUUUGAAUGUUUUUGCACACAACAAAGUCCAAGAGAACUUUUCUCCUGUAAGAAACCUGAUGCGUACACCAGAUAGUUUCUGGUGCACACUAGAUAGUUUUGAGGGCACACUAGAUAGCUCCUGGUGCACACUGAAUAGCUUCUGGUGUGCAUUAGAUAGCUUCUGGUGUGCACUAGAUAGCUUCUGGUGCACACUAGAUAGCUUCUGGUGCACACUAGAUAGCUUCUGGUGCACACUAGAUAGUUUCUGGUGCACACUAGAUAGUUUCUAGGGCACACUCGAUAGUAUCUAGUGCACACUAAAUAUUAUCUGGUACACACUUGAUAGUUUUUAGUGCACACUAGAUAGUUUCCAGCACACUAGCUGGUUGUGCACUCUAGAUAGUUUCUAGUGCACGCUAGAUAUUUUCUAGGGCACACUAGAUAGUUUCUGGUGAAAACAAGAUAGUUUCUGGUGCACACUAGAUAGUUUCUAGUGCACGCUUGCUAAUUUUGAUUAGGUUUGAAUUCAUUAUUUAGUACCACAUUCCAGUGCAGUUUCAUGUCUUCAGGUUUGCUGACUUCACCAGUGAUGAGAAUGGCAGUUAUCAUUCUUUAGGCUGGCUGGUCAAUCAAUAACAGAACUUGUGUUUGUCGUCCAGUCUUUGGAGUGGGUUUCUUCGAAAUGCUUUUAUUUAAAACAACCUCAAAAUACUUUAAAUCUCUCCCAACUGUGUAUUGCUGUCUUGUUAAUAAAUCAGCAACAGAAAGCUGGAAAGUCUUCUCUUGUGUCCUUUAGGGGUUUCUGCUGCUGAAUUUGUGUAAUUUUUCUUUCUUGUAUGUCAAAAACAACUCAGGAUUCAACUGAGAGGAAAUACUUGAAUUUUAUAUGGUGAAUGCUGAAUGUAAGGUUUGUAAAUAUCCAAAUUUUAAGUCUUUUCUUUCAUUGUUCCUUUCUUUAUCUGUUCAGCUUCUUCUUGCUGUUGUUUCUCUGAUUUAAAAGUUUAUGUUCUUUAUUUUUAUAUUUAAUUAUAAGUAUCAAAGAAACAGAUAUUUUUUACAGGCACAUCUGUGUCUUUUUUAAACAUUAUCUGAAACUUAAGUUAUUCUAGAUUUUAGUGAAAAUGUUUUGUUAGAUUUUUCAAUUGUUUGCAGUCAUUGUAAAAAUUAUGUUGUAAAACUGUCAUUUACAAUAUUAUCAAUGACUUUUAUUUUGAUAGUUUUUCCAACUGUUUACAAACCUCAGAAGUCCUUUCCUCUUCAGUAAACAUAGUGAUGUUUUCAGUCAUCUUUUACAACUUAAUCAGACAUUUCUUAGUCAUAAAAAUGAUCAUCAAAGCAUCAAAAUGUACCACACUUAUUCUGUUUUUCCUUUACUCUUGUGUUUUUUGUAUGUGAAU
Messenger RNA from Cheilinus undulatus (humphead wrasse), 5608 nucleotides. It is a transcript of the gene gtf3c2, whose product is annotated as general transcription factor IIIC, polypeptide 2, beta. Gene Ontology annotation, cellular component: transcription factor TFIIIC complex. Bases 360 to 3251 code for a protein of 963 amino acids. Gene Ontology annotation, molecular function: protein binding. NCBI's taxonomy places the organism in Eukaryota, Metazoa, Chordata, Actinopteri, Labriformes, Labridae. Gene Ontology annotation, biological process: transcription by RNA polymerase III. The record is from RefSeq and is a predicted model, not a curated record. The transcript has 20 exons.